Messenger RNA from Erpetoichthys calabaricus (reedfish), 1399 nucleotides. It is a transcript of the gene fhl2a, whose product is annotated as four and a half LIM domains 2a. Gene Ontology annotation, cellular component: Z disc; nucleus. The transcript is spliced from 6 exons. Gene Ontology annotation, molecular function: transcription coregulator activity. NCBI's taxonomy places the organism in Eukaryota, Metazoa, Chordata, Cladistia, Polypteriformes, Polypteridae. The coding region runs from base 194 to 1033 and encodes 279 amino acids. The record is from RefSeq and is a predicted model, not a curated record.
UUUAGAGCUAUUGUAUUUAUAGCUCAGGGGGAUAAAGAAUGCCUGUCCAUCCAAUUACCAGAUUCAUAGGUUCAGUAAUCCAAUAAAGCAAUAAGUAAGCCAGCAGCUCUCUCGUGGUGUCAUUCUCUGACUGGGAGUCAGAGGCAACACAACUCUCAGCUAAGAAGGUGAGAGAUAACUCCCAGCAGCCAAAAUGAAUGAGCGUUUUGAUUGCCACUACUGUAAAGAGUCCCUGUUUGGGAAGAAGUACAUCCUGAGGGAGGAGAACCCCUACUGUGUCAAGUGCUAUGAGAGCCUCUACUCCAACACCUGUGAAGAGUGCAAAAAGCCUAUUGGGUGUAAUAGUAAAGAUCUCUCCUAUAAAGACCGGCACUGGCAUGAAGACUGUUUCCACUGCUUCCAAUGCAAGCGUUCCCUUGUGGACAAGCCAUUUUCUGCUAAAGAAGACCAGCUGCUGUGCACUGAGUGCUAUUCUAAUGAGUAUUCCUCAAAAUGCCAUGAGUGCAAGAAGACAAUCAUGCCUGGUACACGUAAGAUGGAGCAUAAGGGCAAUAGCUGGCAUGAGACUUGCUUCACCUGUCACCGCUGUCAGCAGCCUAUAGGAACAAAGAGCUUUAUCCCAAAAGAUAACCAGAACUACUGUGUACCCUGUUAUGAGAAGCAGUUUGCUAUGCAAUGUGUGCAGUGCAAGAAGUCUAUCACUACAGGAGGAGUCACUUAUCGUGAUCAACCUUGGCACAAGGAUUGUUUCCUUUGCACCGGAUGCAAGAAGCAGCUAUCUGGCCAGCGCUUUACUUCUCGGGAUGAGUUCCCUUACUGCCUAAAUUGCUUCUGCAGUCUGUAUGCCAAAAAAUGUGCAGGAUGCACAAAUCCUAUCAGUGGACUGGGAGGAAGUAAAUAUAUCUCUUUUGAGGAACGCCAAUGGCAUAAUGAUUGCUUCAACUGCAAGAAAUGUUCAGUUUCCCUUGUUGGCCGAGGGUUCCUCACAGAAAGAGAUGACAUCCUUUGCCCUGAAUGUGGAAAAGAUAUUUGAAAGGCAUUUUCUUUCUGAGAGAGGGAGGGGGUGACAACAGUGAAACAUAAAUCAUUGACAAAUGUACUACUAGUUAGACUAACAAGUGUACUUUGAAAUGCAUAUGUGCUAGAUCUUUUUAUAUUAACCCUUUAAGUCCAGAUGCUGUCAGGGUGCAUGCACUGAUUCAGGAUUUUCUGUGUGAGUUUAGUUGGUAGAUAGGAGAUGGACGUUUCAUAACCAAACAUUAUACUGAUGCAGCUCUCUGGAUUUCUUUUAAAGCAAGCUUAGAAAAAUCAAGAUGUUUUGACAGAAGUGCUUUGUGCUUCCCCUUGUUCACAUAGCAUAAAGUGGAUCAUGCAAAGAAAAUAGCUACAAAGUGUUCAU